Molecule: messenger RNA, 724 nt
Organism: Dicrocoelium dendriticum
Lineage: Eukaryota; Metazoa; Platyhelminthes; Trematoda; Plagiorchiida; Dicrocoeliidae
Source: the annotation of a GenBank genome assembly
AACAUUUCAAAAAUAUUGUUCCCGCAUCGGUUUGUUUUAAUAGGUGUAAGGUGUUAGUGUGCUCUGUGUAUCGUGCGGUGCUGCAGUAACUAAUAAGCCGCCCUCGGUCCAAUACGACCCACAUACACCCCGGACAUAGAAGCCCUUGGCACCCUCGACCGGACGCAUAUUACACUGAGGUUUUAGAUGGUCAACUUUAAGAAGCUUGUUGAGGCUGGCAGAGUUGCUUACAUAGCAUCAGGUCCCGACGCCAAGAAAGUGGCAUUGAUUGUGGAAAUAAUUGACCAGAACCGUGUGUUAAUCGAUGGUCCGUGCAGUGGCGUUGCCAGACAGGCAAUCAGCUUGAAAAGGUUGCACCUCACGAAGCUAAGUGUUCAGCUGCCGCACGGCUGUGGGACCGCUUCUGUAAGAAAAGUUUGGGAGAAGAACCGUCUUACUGAAAAAUGGGAGAGUACUGUGUGGGCUAAGAAAUUGCUACGAAAGUCACUGAGAGCCAAAAUGAGCGACUUCGACCGGUUCAAGCUGAUGGUCGCUCGUCAGCAGAGUAUGCAUGAAGUUACUGACUUCAAAGUUGGUGCGUGAUGAUCCGGAGCAAAUAUUAUCUGUUGCUAUUGAAAUGCUGAAGGCGGAACAUUCAAAUUUGACCGUGUGCAAUUCCUUUCUGUGGCAUUUUUGACACCAAUUGCCAUUUGCCUCACUUCGUUGUAUCCGGUUACAAAUAUUC